AUGGCCCGCACGCUUCUCCUCGCAGGUCCCUCUAUCGCGGCGCAUCCUGAAGUGCUCGAUAAGGUCUACGAAAUCCACGACCGCUCCUCUACCGAUUUGCAGAUGCUAGAUCGCCUCGCAGCAGGAUUAGUACAGCUGCCAUCCUCCACGUACGAUGUCGUACUACUGCUCACCGACGCCGACGGCACAACGCGCGAGAGUCACAAGCUGCUGGACCGAGAUGUCAUGAACAAGGUUGUCGGCGCACUCAAAGCUGGAGGUGUACUCAAGAGUCAAGAUGGUGUAUUUGGCGCGGCUGGUGGCGCUGAGAAGACUGAGGCUAUCCUUGCUGGUCUGGUCGACGGUGUAGACGGUAUGAUGAAGCCGGGGCAGGUGGAGAGUGUAUCUAUACCUCUCAAGUUGAGGAAGAAGACAAGCGGCGCAAACGGAGUGAAUGGCACAGUACCCCUCAACCUCAACGGCAAGCGCGAGCAAGCGCCAUCUGUACAGCCUGUACAGCCCGCACAGCCCUUCGGCGUGGGCUUUGUCGAUUUCAGCGAUGACCUCGAUGCUGAGAUCAUAACUGGGGAGGAUGACGAUUUGAUCGACGAGGACGACUUGAUCACAGAGGAAGACAUGGCUCGCCCGAUCAUCCAACCGCCCGAGUGCCGACCCAAAGCCGGAAAGCGGCGUCGCGCCUGCAAAGACUGCACUUGCGGCAUGAAGGAGAAGAUCGAAGCCGAGGACGCCGCGAAGCGUGCCAACGCCGACAAAGCCCUCAACACGAUGAAGCUAGGAGCCGACGAUCUUACAGAGGUAGACUUCACCGUACAAGGCAAGGUCGGUAGUUGUGGAAACUGCGCACUAGGUGAUGCCUUCAGGUGCGACGGAUGCCCGUACAUUGGCUUGCCAGCUUUCAAGCCAGGCGAAGAGGUACGGUUGCUCAACAAUGAUAUCCAGUUGUAA
This is a messenger RNA of Didymosphaeria variabile, 945 nucleotides long. RefSeq names its product electron carrier (gene DRE2). Gene Ontology annotation, cellular component: cytoplasm. The record is from RefSeq and is a predicted model, not a curated record. Bases 1 to 945 code for a protein of 314 amino acids. NCBI's taxonomy places the organism in Eukaryota, Fungi, Ascomycota, Dothideomycetes, Pleosporales, Didymosphaeriaceae. Gene Ontology annotation, biological process: iron-sulfur cluster assembly. Gene Ontology annotation, molecular function: iron-sulfur cluster binding. The transcript has 2 exons.